AUGAUUUUAACAGUUAAACAUUUUCUUUUUCGGAAAUUUGGAAAUGAUACAUCAAAUAUAAUUUGGUUAAUAGUUUUAUAUCUUUUUCAAGGUAUACCGGUUGGUUUAGCAUUCUCUACUAUACCUUUUCUAUUGCACAAGAGUGCCACUUACACUCAGAUCGAUUCUGUGGUCUCCGUUCGUCGACAGUAUCUACUGGCCAAAGUUUGGUCGGCUGUUUAUCUCGCCGUUUCGAAAUCGGAGGAUCGACAGUCCGACUCGGAUGUCUUCUCAGAGGUUUCCUCACCGACAUUCGCCGCUACCAACAAGAAGAUAGAGGAUCACCAUACUCAUGACUAUCAACAACAGCUAGCACAACACGACGCUAUUGAAGAUCGGUCGGAUGACGUCGAGGAUAUCUCAUCGAAAAUGGCACCCAUUCAAAUCUAUAAGAGUCUAUGGAAAAUCAUUACACUGCCUCAUAUCCAAACAUUAUCAAUCUUAUUUUUAACUUGUAAAAUAGUUUUUCAAUCGAACGAUGCAUUGUCUCUACGUCUCUUGGAGAAAGGAAUGAAGAAAGAGGAUUUGGCAUCGUUUUCAAUCAUUCAAUUCCCUUGUACAUUAUUAUUUUCUUUGAUAUCAAGUAAAAUGAUAAAAGAUAAACCAUUAUCAUUGUGGACCAACGCAUACUUGCUUGGUAUUAUAGUUGUAUCUUUAAACAUGAUAGCACUAAGUAAUUUUCAAACAGGUUGGUUCUAUUAUUUAUUAUUACUAUCGAUUUCACUGUUCAGUUCAUUCGUUUCAACAACAAUGCAAGUUGCACAAGGUUCAUUCUUUUUAAAGAUAAGUGAUAAAGCUAUUGGUGGAACUUAUCUUACAUUGCUGAAUACAGAUUAUUUCUCAAAGAAUAUUUGUAAAAUACCGAAUGGAGAAACCAUUAAAUAUAAGGGUAUCAGUGAACAGAUCAUCCAGCAAUGCCGACAACUCGGUGGUAAGCUUGAAACAGUGCACGACGGUUACUUCAUUGUCACCUUUGCAUUGAUCAUAUACGGCCUCUUUAUGUAUCGAGUACUACAAAAGAAGUUUGUUCCAAUUCAACAAAUAAAACCUGUUCCAAUCAGAGAUAGUAUGUCAACAGAUAAUAAAGAAAAGCAGAGUGAACCUCAACAACAACAACCUCAACAACAAGAUGAUAAAAUUGGAAAGGUAGUCAAUGUUAGUUUGACCUUUGUAAAACAUAAUAAUAAAUAUCUUUUAGUACAAGAGAGGGAUCAUAGUGUAUUUACAACUAUACAGUGGUUUAAUCCAGCAGGAAGAGUUGAAAGGGGAGAGACUUUCCAAGCAGCAGCACUGCGAGAAGCUAAAGAAGAAUCUGGUGUAGAUGUUAAAAUAGAUGGCAUAAUCAAAAUACUUAAUUCACCUCAAUUUGGUUCUUGGCCAAGUAGAAUGCUUGUCUAUUUCAUGUGUAGUCCUGUCUGGAGUGGAGGUGAUUAUCCACCUACAAAAACAACGGAAGAUGAACAUUCACUCCAAUCGAAAUGGUUUACCGUAGAGGAAAUCGCCCAGUUGGAUCUUAGAAGUCAAUCGGUCAUUGAGAUCAUUCGUUAUAUAGAGUCACCAGAUUUCAAGUUAUACCCCGCUGAUUUGAUUUGUUUAGAGGGUAAGAGCUGGUGGGAAACUCCAAAUAACCCAAAAACAACAAGUAAACCAACAUUAAGAAAAAAGUUUUUUGGUUAA
Molecule: messenger RNA, 1716 nt
Organism: Heterostelium album PN500
Lineage: Eukaryota; Evosea; Eumycetozoa; Acytosteliales; Acytosteliaceae
Product: putative acetyl-CoA transporter
Exons: 9
Coding region: 1-1716 (571 amino acids)
Cellular component (GO): membrane
Molecular function (GO): acetyl-CoA transmembrane transporter activity; hydrolase activity
Source: RefSeq, a predicted model, not a curated record